Molecule: messenger RNA, 6406 nt
Organism: Hylaeus anthracinus
Lineage: Eukaryota; Metazoa; Arthropoda; Insecta; Hymenoptera; Colletidae
Gene: sfl
Product: bifunctional heparan sulfate N-deacetylase/N-sulfotransferase
Exons: 12
Coding region: 1009-3678 (889 amino acids)
Cellular component (GO): Golgi apparatus
Molecular function (GO): heparan sulfate N-sulfotransferase activity; deacetylase activity
Source: RefSeq, a predicted model, not a curated record
AAGAGCGAGAUCUUACUUGGAAAUUUACGAGUGAGCGGGUUUGCUCGCACGUUUAGGAGCCAAGCUUUGAUUUCUUGAGGCGAUCGAUCGUGUGUACCAUAACAAAUAGUCCAGUAGUAAAACUAGCUUACCUUAAAGCGACACCGGAAGUAGACGGCGGAUUUCCAUGACGCGUCGAGGAAUAUUCGCAGACGUUUGAAUCAGGCGAAUAUAAAAUUCCGAGUCGGGCUCGGUUUAUCGACGUUUCCCUCGAAAAAGUUUCCCAAUCGGUCGACCAGGCUGCCGUUGUCUCGUCUUCAUAAACCUUGUUCCAAGGAAUCGCGACAUGGUCUCGAACGAGCAACACCGACAACGCCCAUCGUCGAUCGUUACAUAAACGAAAUAUAAUGUCUUCCGCUUCGGCGACGCACCGUUGAAAGGUCUUCUUGCCGCGGAACCAAUUACGAUUCGCACAGAUGGGUUAAAAACGAUCGCGAUGAACAGCGCGUCCCCGUGCUGCUCGCAAAAUGGCGAUCGUGGUACCUUCCUGGAAACGCAACAAGCGGCGAUCCGUUUCUUAUUGGUAAACCCUCAUCGAUGUUUUUUCACAGACGGGAUAGGGAAUUCGAUCCAGAGCCCGUCACCGUCGAUCUGAUGAUCGAAUAGAGCGAAUAUGCUCUUCCAUCGGGACGCCGAUGACCUUUCUCGCGUCCUGGCAAAGGCAAUAACGAAAAGGCAAAAAGAAUCAAAGAGAGACCGAAACGAAGGAAACGCGCAUUCGUUGUUACCGAUCCGACCGACUCUCGUCAAGUUAGACUCGAUUUUCACCUGAGAAAAUACCUUGGAUAAAAUAAUAGCGUCCGCGACUAUGAGCAAAGCGGAUAUGCUCGAGGAAAAAAACGGAUCGCUAUCAGGGAUCCAUGGAUGUUUGUCGAUUACAGCGUCGAUGCAAUUGGAUUUCCACGGACUGAGAAGAACGAUCGAAAGCUAAUCUAAGAUAAGUGGCAUCGGACACCGUCUGAUGAGACGAUGGUGAUGAAAAUUUCCGCGGUCGAGGCUGGCGUUCCUUUACUAAGCGCCGUUGGUCCGCGCUGCGUCGUUAAACAGGCCACGGUCAAGCGAUGCGUCGCGGCGCUGCUACUCGUUUCCGUCGCCAGCAUAUUCUAUUACACGCACUACAUCAUCAGCAGUCCAUUGGCCAGCCUGAUCCAUCGAGACACUAGACCGGAGCCGGCGAUACGGUGUUCGACGUUGAGAGGAGCGACGAGACUGCCAUCGGCGCCGGAUCAUCGCAGCGAGGCACGGCUGAGAACAGAUCCGAAGGUGUUGGUCUUCGUGGAAACGCUGUACUCUAUGUUGGGGAAAAACAUAGCAGAGCUGCUCGUCUCUAAUCGAAUCAAGUACAAGUUAGAAGUGGCCGGUAAAUCUUUGCCCGUCUUGACGAAUCUCGAUAAAGGUCGCUACGGGGUCCUGAUCUUUGAAAAUCUAAACAAGUACCUGCAGAUGGACAAAUGGAACCGUGAGUUGCUGGACAAAUACUGCAGAGAAUACUCGGUGGGCAUCGUGGGUUUCGCGCCAUCCGGCGAGGAAAGUUUAGUCGGUGCACAGCUAAAAGGUUUUCCUCUGUUCGUGCAUACUAAUCUUAGAUUGAAGGAUGCUCAGCUAAACGCGGCGUCCCCUAUUCUCCGAUUAACCAGAUCCGGGGAAACAGCCUGGGGACCGCUUCCUGGCGGUGACUGGACCAUUUUUCAGGCCAAUCACAGCACCUACGAGCCCCUGGCUUGGGCGCACCGGGACAGUCUCGACUAUCCGGCCAACAAGAGUCCUCUGGCAACCGUCAUACAGGAUCACGGCAGAUACGACGGGAUUCAGAGGAUCUUUUUCGGCGGCGGAUUGCGAUUUUGGCUGCACAAUUUGCUGCUUCUCGACUCCCUCUCAUACCUAUCGCACGGCCAAUUGAGCUUAAGUCUGAAUCGGAUGAUCCUGGUGGACGUUGACGACAUAUUCGUCGGAGAGAAAGGCACCAGGUUGAGAAAGGACGACGUGAUGGCGUUGUUGGCCACUCAGCAGAGAAUUCAAUCGUUGGUGCCGGGUUUUAAAUUUAAUUUGGGGUUUUCCGGGAAAUACUUCCAUCACGGUACAGCCGAGGAGAACUUGGGGGACGACAUGCUUCUGGAGAACGUCGACAGAUUUACGUGGUUUUCUCACAUGUGGAAUCAUCAGCAACCCCAUCUCUAUGAAAAUGUAACGCAUCUGCAGUUAGACAUGGCGUUGAACAAACAAUUCGCAAAAGACCACGGUAUCCCGACCGGAAGCGGUUACAGCGUGAGUCCUCAUCACUCCGGCGUUUAUCCGGUUCACGAAGGACUGUACGAAGCAUGGAAAAGAGUAUGGAGCAUCAAAGUCACCAGCACCGAGGAGUACCCCCAUCUGAGACCGGCUCGUUUAAGACGCGGCUUCAUUCAUCGGAAUAUAAUGGUUUUACCAAGGCAAACCUGUGGCCUUUUCACGCACACGAUCUUUAUCGAUAGAUAUCCAGGUGGAAGGGACAAGUUAGACAAAUCGAUACAAGGCGGCGAGCUAUUCCAAACUAUCGUUCAUAAUCCCAUCAAUAUUUUUAUGACACACAUGUCGAAUUAUGGGAACGAUCGUCUGGCACUGUAUACCUUCGAAUCGGUGAUUAAGUUUAUUCAAUGUUGGACGAACUUGAGACUGUCCAGCGCCCCACCUCUUCAGCUUGCCGAGCGUUAUUUUCAACUCUACCCGGAGGAAUCUGAUCCUGUGUGGGGCAAUCCUUGCGAUGACCAGAGACACCAAAAGAUCUGGUCGAGGAAUAAAACUUGCGACCAAUUGCCAAGGUUCCUGGUAAUUGGUCCUCAAAAAACUGGUACCACAGCCCUGUACACGUUCCUGUCCAUUCAUCCAGCGAUCAGUAGUAAUUUGCCGAGUCCCGACACGUUCGAAGAAAUCCAGUUCUUCAAUGGAAAAAAUUAUUACAAAGGCCUCGACUGGUAUAUGAGCUUCUUCCCAGCUUCGAAAAACGAGAGUUCACGGUAUCUUUUCGAAAAAUCAGCCACAUACUUUGACGGAGAACUGGUACCGCGCAGAGCUCACGCGCUUCUUCCAAGAGCAAAAUUGAUUACCAUAUUGCUUUCGCCAGCUAGGCGAGCUUACUCUUGGUAUCAGCACACGAGAAUCCACGGAGACCCGAUAGCAAACAAUUAUUCCUUUCACUCUGUUAUCACAGCGAGCGACACCGCUCCAAAACCUCUACGCGAUCUCAGGAAUAGAUGUUUAAACCCCGGAAAAUACGCUCAACAUUUGGAGAGAUGGCUCUCGUACUACCCACCCCAACAGUUACACAUCAUAGACGGCGAGCAACUUCGUCAAAAUCCUGUAGAGACGUUACACGAAUUACAAAGGUUCCUCAAGAUCGCGCCUGCGUUCAAUUAUUCCUCUCAUUUAAGGUACGAUCCAAAGAAGGGUUUCUUCUGUCAAGUAACCAACGAAGAUCGCACGAAAUGCCUCGGCAAAAGCAAAGGACGUCAGUAUGCGCCGAUGGAGGACAAAUCGUACAAAUUGUUGCAGAGAUAUUAUCUCUCUCAUAAUACGGCCCUAGUGAAAUUGUUGAAACGACUAGGAUUGAGAACUAUUCCGCAAUGGUUGAAAGAAGAUCUCACCGACACGGUGAUGACCUAGCAAACGUCGAUUACGUGAAACGACACCGUUUUAGGACUUCUUAUUACGACGGUAAACGAGAUUCAUCGUUUAUUAGCGGAAGACCUGUAAAUUAAUUGUACAUUAAACGCUCCAUUGGUCUUCGAAUCUUCGACAUAAGGACCGUACCAAGGCCUACGUCCCAGCGAAUUGGCCUAAAUCGCUGGAGGAGCCUGAAAAGCUACUAGUCACUAUAAGCGGUUCUACGGUAACACAGCCGUGACAGUCGAUCGUUGUUAAACCAAUAGCACUAUUAUUAACGUUAUAUUAUUAUUGUCAUCGUUGUUGCCUCGUAGAGGACAUGAUUAGUAGAAGUAAAACCAACGCGCCCGUGCCAUCAUCCGUCUGUUGCGAUUGGACGCCGCAUCUCGUUUUGAUCUUUACUAUCGAGUAAAACAGAAGAAAAAAAAAAGGAAGAUACAGGAUCCUUAAUUUGCGUCCGAGUUGAAUCUAUGAUCGAUCUUCCUACAGCGUUCGUUCGAUGAACGGUAUCGUACGAAUUUAAAGAGACACGUGAUUCUUUUCAAACUUUGAUAGUAAAGAUAAAGAAGGAUAAUGGAUGCUUGAUCGAUGAAUAAAAUUAAAGGCGACCAAACGUGUAUUUUAGGACAUGGCGAUGCUUUACCUCCAUGAGACAAGAUCUGUCCAAAUCGUGUUACAAUGUUUGAAGAGAUUUAUUUCCUCAUAAAAGUGAUGAGUGGGACAGAUCGAACGUUGAUGUUUGGAUCGACGAUCCACCAGUCCUUUGCUUCUGCUAAUAACCGCAGAAUCGUUUCUGCGAAUGUAGAACUCUGGGACUUUGAGCUUUUCUCCCGCCCGCCCACUUAUCUCCUGGAGACGCAAUGUAAAUUAGUUCUCGUUGUGUAAGCAUAUUUAAGAAACGAUAAUGAUGAUUCUAUGUAUAUUUUGACAAUACUAUUCUUGGUACUGACGAUGGAAAGGUUGAUGAAAGGUGUGUGAUCGCGUCCGUUUGUACAUUUAUGUAUCGUACUAUUUUGAUGUGAUCGUAGAUGUACCAUAAUAACUUAAUGCGAUACAAUUAAAAAAGAAACAAAAAUACGGAGGGAAUGGUCGCACCUGACGGAUCAUUCUUCGUAAACGCUGAUGUUUCAAGCGAGGAGGUGAUAACUGCCUAUCUGCAAUAAUCUCUAUUGUCACAUUUGAAGCACGUAGAUCCUGGUUUAACGAUCAAUUUUACGUUCCAAGGUAUGAGAAAUUCGUCGUCGAAGAAACUAACGAACGGUUUUUGGAAAUUGUAAUACUUGAUGUAUUAUAUCUAGCAAACCGUGUAUAGGAUGUAAAACGUGAACCUAUAUUUGCAAAUAAUAUUAUUAUUUACGAGAUGGUUUAAUUAACGUGCGAUCGUUUGUUGAAUGCAUAUCGGUUACAGCUAGGUUUGUUAGUUAUGUAUACGAUAUAUUAGCUACUUAUUUUUUCCAUAAAUCGAUCUCGGUUCGUACACUUGUCAAUUCUAUAAAAUUAUUUUUGGUGUCCUACUUGUUAGUAUUAUUUUUUUAAUGUUUUUUUUUUCUUUUUGAUUAUUUACAGAACGCGAUUGGCACGCUUUGAAAAUUUGUUUCUACUUAUCAUUUCCUCGUUAUAAGAAUAUCGUUACUUAAGUAAGAAAGUUACACAAUUGAAAAUAAAAGACUCGAAAAAUAACAUAUUUUACGAAAACCACAGACUGGACAAAAAUUAACAAUUAAGAAAUUAUGACGUAAUUUCCUAAGCGUAUAAAAAGCUCGUUAUUUCAUUGAUGAUGAACCGUUUUACAUUUAAAUAGUAUCUUAACAACGUUUCGUUGACCCUUAUAUAUUUUAUUUUCAUUUUUAUACUGCCGUUAAACUGUGCCACGUGACGUUUAACAAAUCAUGUACAAAGUUCAUUGUUAAUAUAAUAAUAAUUAACGGUAACGAUAUUAUCGCACCAAGCGAUUGAUAUGUUUCGUCGAAUCGUGCCAUUUUACCAGUGUUGUAUAUACAGUUGUAUUAUUGUACCAUCACGACUUGGAAUCUCUAUAGUCAAUACUAUCAAUUUUGUUCGGUAUGGCGGUAGCAAUAUUUGUCCGAUUUGCUGCCAGCUGACAAUAAUACUUGACAAACCAGAACAAGGUUUAAAAUCCUUGCUAGCAAUUAGCCAUUAGAUCAUCGUUGGUUUACCUACGAGUACUACAUCUUUUAUUAAAAUUUAAAUUUUUGGAAAGAAACCAAAUUUAAAUUUAUAGUAAAAUUUAAACAAUAUGAAAAGUACUAUCCGUUUUAUUUCAUUCCAGCGAUAUCCAUUAAAAUGAUAAAUUUCAGAUGGAAAUAACUCGAUAGGCGUUGUGCAAUUAGACCGUACAACUACUUUAUGGUUGACUGUACGACUUGGUUCUACCAUUUAAAUUUGUUACACAUUUGGAAGAGAUAAACGUCGAUAAAUUAUUAUUGGUAAUUUGCCCGUAUCUUUGCAUUUCCGGUUAUAACGACAAGCACACUAAAAAUAACAAACUUUUCGUAGAUAAAUCUCUAACAGACUGUUUUGCGAACAAAAAGAAAAAAAGAAACUAAGAUUGUACGAAUAAACGGAAACAUGGGUAGAAUAUGUGUACGACACUUUCAUAGAACUUUCGAUUAUUUAUCUUAAAAUUGUUCUAUUGUAAAAUACUGUAAUAAUUGUACGGGUAGUCUGUAAGUUCUAAUAAAAGAAAUGUUUAAAGUCUUAGUUUUAA